AUGAUUGAAAAUAGAUUGAUAUUUUAUGAUGAAUUGAAGGAACCAGAUCACCCUUUAUCUGAAAAACCAAUAUCAGAACUUAAUCUUCCAGAAAUCAUUCUAUUGACUGAGAACAUAUCCUGCUAUGGCAAAUUUUUCUCCGUUGUAUUUUAGAGAAAAUUAUUGGCUGGAAUAGUUGAUAAAGUUAAAUAAAGGAGAUUUGGCUAAAAAGGUACAAUCCAAAGACUUUGUUGUUGUUCCUAAUACAUUAGAUUAAAAUUAUUAGAAAGGAUUGCUGAAAGACAUGAAGUGGGGUUAAUUGAAAAUGGGGUUAAAUUGAGAUACGCAACUUCUGGAGAAUUCUUAUAGAUAUUUUGA
Messenger RNA from Paramecium tetraurelia, 357 nucleotides. RefSeq lists its product as uncharacterized. Lineage: Eukaryota; Ciliophora; Oligohymenophorea; Peniculida; Parameciidae. The record is from RefSeq and is a predicted model, not a curated record. The transcript is spliced from 3 exons.